Cuscuta campestris is the source of this 1500-nucleotide messenger RNA. Lineage: Eukaryota; Viridiplantae; Streptophyta; Magnoliopsida; Solanales; Convolvulaceae. The record is from the annotation of a GenBank genome assembly.
GGUAAGUGUUGAACCAGUAAGAAGUCUGAACCAUUAAGUGCUGAACCAGUAAGAGGUCUGAACCAUUAAGAGCUAGUAUAUUGCUUAACUAUUCAGAGGCAAAUGUCUGAUCAAUUCAGAUAAGAGGUCUUAACCAUUCAGACUCUGUAUAAUACUUAACCAUUCAGAGACAAAUCUCUUAACCAUUCAGACAUCUGAACCAUUAAGAGGCUGAAACAAACAGUCUGAACCAUUAAGUGUUGAAUCAUUCAGACAUCUGAACCAUUAAGAGGCUGNAAUCCUUUUUACGGAGUAAAAUAGAAGUAGAUUUAGGGGCUGUUUGGCAACUUCUGAAUGGGUAAGUGUUGAACCAGUAAGAAGUCUGAACCAUUAAGUGCUGAACCAGUAAGAGGUCUGAACCAUUAAGAGCUAGUAUAUUGCUUAACUAUUCAGAGGCAAAUGUCUGAUCAAUUCAGAUAAGAGGUCUUAACCAUUCAGACUCUGUAUAAUACUUAACCAUUCAGAGACAAAUCUCUUAACCAUUCAGACAUCUGAACCAUUAAGAGGCUGAAACAAACAGUCUGAACCAUUAAGUGUUGAAUCAUUCAGACAUCUGAACCAUUAAGAGGCUGAAACAAACAGUCCCUUAACAUUUAUCCAUAUAGGCUUGGAGAACAAGUCAUGUUUGACCAUAGUUGCCAAACAAGAGCUCCUCGAACAUUCUAUGCAUUCAUUAGCUCAAAUUCCGUUUCCGUUUCAGAUUAUACCCGAAUCUUCUAGAGGAACCCAGACCAACCUCCAUCCCUCUGCAAUAUAUAUCUCUCGUCUCCCUCUCCUUCACCCAAUCCAAUUCAAUCUCAAUCCAUUUCAUCGACGCAGUUAAAGUCCUCUCUGUUGAUCAAUCGUCCAAAGCAAGAUGCCGACCCGCCCGUCUAUCGGAAUAUCGCGAGACUGGGAGCCGGUGGUGCUCCGGAAGCAAAAGCCGAAGGCAUCGGAACUCCGGGACCCAAAGGCGGUGAAUCAGGCGCUGAGGACGGGAGCUCAGGUGCAAACCGUGAAGAAAUCCGACGCCGGAUUGAACAAGAAGGCUCCGGCGACGGCCGUGAACGCGAGGAAGCUGGACGAGGCGGCGGAGCCGGCCGCGCUGGACAGAGUCCCGGCGGAGGUGAGGCUGGCGAUUCAAAAGGCGAGGAUCGAGAAGAAGAUGACGCAAUCGGAUCUGGCAAAGCAGAUGAACGAGCGGAUUCAGGUGGUUCAGGAGUACGAGAACGGGAAGGCGGUGCCCAACCACGCGGUGCUGGCGAAGAUGGAGAAGAUCCUGGGAGUCAAGCUUAGAGGAAAAUCCAAAUGAGCUAUGGCGGAAUUAUUAUUAUAAGGUUCACGCGUACGUACUUAAUUAGCUCACUGAAAAUAAUGUUCGUAGUGAAUGUAUUCUUGAUGGAUUCGAAUGCUUGUGAUCUUUUGGAAGCCAGAAUCGCUUUGAUCUAAAUGGGAUUGAUGUAAAAAAUCUCAAUUGAUAUG